Messenger RNA from Suillus fuscotomentosus, 513 nucleotides. RefSeq lists its product as uncharacterized. NCBI's taxonomy places the organism in Eukaryota, Fungi, Basidiomycota, Agaricomycetes, Boletales, Suillaceae. The record is from RefSeq and is a predicted model, not a curated record. The transcript has a single exon. The annotation marks the transcript as partial.
AACUUCACACCCAACGAUCCUCGUACACCGCUCACUCAGACACAGCCUUCGCACAUGAGCCCUAACACAGAACUUGCUGUCUAUGGAGACGCUCAGAUGUCAGGUACGACACCCGCCAAGUAUAUGGCUGCGGGGGCUCGACCAGCAUCACCAUUACCACGGAAGACAGACCCUGUCUACCUUGCUCCACCCGUUCAAGUCGGAUCUCAAUCCACCUCUACCUCUGCCGGCAACGUCGCAGUUAAUAACCCUCCCGCACCCUUUAACCAGGCACAAAAUUCCCGUCAGCGCCCCAGUACAGACAUCUUAGAUGUGCACGUGUCAUCUGGAAGUCAGUCUAUGUCAUCAGCUAACGCGCAAACAACCUACCAACCUCCUACUCAAAUCAUCGUUCAUACCGACGCUAAUGAUGUUAUGCCAGACGAGAAUGGUGUAGUUGAACUUCCGCCGCAGUAUUCAGAGCAUUGGGAAAUGCAUGCUCACUAAUCUGAGCCUGGGUCAUGAUUACGUCCC